CUUGUGUCAUUACGUCACUAGCUAAUCUUGACUCAAAGAAACAUGGCGGGGUCAGCGGGCGGUCUGCGGUCACACACCCCGCUCACCUAGCUUGGUUACCGGGCGACAGAGGGCACUUCUCCACCGAUCAUCGGUAACGGCGUUCAUCUCGACCUUGACGACGUCGUCGUCAUGGAUUUGACGCGGUUGGCCGCAGACGCUGGCCAGUUCAUCAACCGGGCGGUCCAGUACACGGGGGAGAGUCUUGGCCAGGCCGACAAGACCGAUUUCGACCCCGGGCUGGAGGAGCUCCUGACCCGGGUGGAUGCCACUAAGAAUUGGACGGACCUCAUGGUCUCACAGACGGAGGCCGUGUUGCAGCCCAACACAGCGGCGCGGCUGGAAGAGCGUCUGUAUGAGCAUCUGGACUGGCCCGCCCCGUCUCGACCUCGCGCUCAAGAGCUUCUGGGUGACCAAAUGAUUCAGGCCGGCCUGGAGCUGGGAACCAGCAGCCCUUAUGGAACGUCGCUUUUGAGGUGUGGCGAGGCUCAAAAGCAGCUUGGCGAGGCCCAAAGGAAAUUUGCCCAAAGCACCAACAUCCAUUUUCUCACCCCUCUGCGACGCUUCAGCACAUGUGAAUACAAAACCAUGCAGGAGGAGCGCAAGAUGUUGCUGAACAAGCGUCUGGACUUGGACAUAGCCAAGAGCAGAGUGAGGAGUGCUCACGAGGCUGAACAAGAGUCCAGGAACCUGAACGCAAACAACCCGACGGAGGACGUCUACUUCUCGUCUCAGGUGUCCUUCAUGUUCAGAUUCAUGCGCGUUCGCUGGAUGAAGAUGUGGGCGCAGGAGAUUUCGCAAGCAGAGAUGGAGCUAAGGAUCUGCGAAUCUUUGUUUCAACGCCAGUCGGAUGUCACGCGACAGCUUCUGGAACAAAUUAGCGACACCCACGACAAGCAUAUGCAGAGCCUGAGCGACUUUGUGGACGCGCAGACAUGUUACUACGCCCAGUGCAAGCAACACACCCUGGAGCUCCACAAACAGUUGGCCAGCAUCCCGGCCGUGUUGUGCUCCAACAAGUGGCAAUCGGCCAUCACCAACGGGGCACGUCACUGUCAACAUCCUUCCGCCGAACAAAAUCAAGUUCCUCCCACCUCCGCUGUUGUCGUCCACCACCUUCCGGAAUUCGACCAAGACUCUUGGACGACAGGAGUGAGCACUAACAACAACAACCACCGGGAGCCUGAUCACGCACGUCCAUCAGAACAAGAAGAUCCUCCAUCUUGUGAGCCCGCCGCGUCUUCCAACUAAUUUCAACGCUGCCAUCUCGCGAGUCUUCCCCUCAUUGUGGCCAAACAAGUGAUGGACAGGUGAACUACUUCUUCUUGCUACUUUGGGACAGAGACGUGAUUUUUAUAUUGCCCAGGCGCAUGACUCUCAUAUAUUUUACCCUGUGUAAGUGUACCUAAUGAAGUGUCCUAAUCAUUCCCCAAAACAGGGGCACAGUUGAGCUCAUUUUCCACCUUGUGUUGCUCUCCGCGUGCGUGCGUGUUUUUGUUUUUCCAAGCCAAGUACGGUGAAAUUGGAUCGUUACACAAACACCCCCCGCUCAGUGGUCCCAAUUGGACGAUUCAAGUCCCAUAUGUUGUUCAUUUUCACCUCAUAGAGGCCAUUUUGUGUGUAAUGGGAAUAUUGUAGGGGGGGGAACUCAUGAGGUGUAGAUGAUGUCAUCAUCAUGUAAAGGACUAGAGGUGUGUGUGCGUGCGUGAGUGGCACAAUGUAGCUGACGUCAGCGUUGGGCUGCCAUGUGGAAAUAAAUAUGCAAACAGUGAUGUGGAGCUCUUGAAAUAGAGAUUUUUUUUAAACGUACAGUGUUCUUUGUAUACGAGUCAUUUUUAUGCCGCGUUGGUUUUAAAUUGCACAACCAUGAAAGAAAUUUAGUCAAAAAUACUCAUUGACUGAUAUACAUGAAUUAUUAUUAUUUUUUAUUAAGGAGCACAGGCCACUUUUGUAACAUGCACUACAUAAACAGGACUGUUGCUUUACAUUUCCCAGCGGUGUGAUAUUUAAUGGCGCUUUCCUAAGACUCAGCAAAA
Syngnathus acus (greater pipefish) is the source of this 2075-nucleotide messenger RNA. RefSeq names its product endophilin-B1-like. The transcript is spliced from 10 exons. Gene Ontology annotation, cellular component: cytoplasm. Bases 172 to 1290 code for a protein of 372 amino acids. Lineage: Eukaryota; Metazoa; Chordata; Actinopteri; Syngnathiformes; Syngnathidae. The record is from RefSeq and is a predicted model, not a curated record. Gene Ontology annotation, molecular function: protein binding.